UCGCAAUAUAAAUUUACGGACUUCCUUUGCUUCGAAAACCCUAAUACUACUGCGCCCAAAAAACAAGAAGAAAUGGGAAAAGGAACAGGAAGUUUUGGUAAGAGGAGAAACAAGACUCACACACUCUGUGUGAGAUGUGGUCGUCGCAGUUAUCAUCUUCAGAAGAGUAGAUGUGCUGCUUGUGGUUACCCAGCUGCUCGCCUUAGAAAGUUUAACUGGAGUGAGAAAGCUCUACGUAGAAAGACUACUGGAAGUGGAAGGAUGAGGCACCUUCGUAAUGUUCCUCGUAGGUUCAAGAGUGGUUUCAGAGAAGGAACUGAAGCAGCUCCAAGAAAGAAGGGUAGUUCAGCAUCUGCUUAAGGUGUAGAAGAAUCAUGUUGUGGGCUCAUUUUUGUAGUUUUUCUUUUAGUUGAUUCUCAGCAUCUACAAUGGUUCCAAAUCGGACGGUAAGGCGAGCUAAGAAAUACUUCUCUUUUGAGUGUCGCUCUAGACAGUUUUCUUCAUUUUGGAGGAGGAAAUAUACAUCUUCCGUUUUUGUUACUGACAGGAUCCAAUUUUAAUACCUUGGGAUAAUUUUUACGUUCAGUAUGUGUUGCUCAUAUAUUUCUUUAAGGUCUCAACUUUGUCAACCUUUUAAGCAUUCACACUACCUUUAUGCGGUAUUGUCAUAUCUUGAACUUGGUUCCA
Molecule: messenger RNA, 687 nt
Organism: Papaver somniferum (opium poppy)
Lineage: Eukaryota; Viridiplantae; Streptophyta; Magnoliopsida; Ranunculales; Papaveraceae
Product: 60S ribosomal protein L37-3-like
Exons: 4
Coding region: 73-360 (95 amino acids)
Biological process (GO): translation
Cellular component (GO): cytosolic large ribosomal subunit; ribosome
Molecular function (GO): RNA binding; structural constituent of ribosome
Source: RefSeq, a predicted model, not a curated record